This is a messenger RNA of Sinocyclocheilus grahami, 755 nucleotides long. RefSeq names its product ubiquinone biosynthesis protein COQ9, mitochondrial-like. Gene Ontology annotation, cellular component: mitochondrial inner membrane. The record is from RefSeq and is a predicted model, not a curated record. Bases 1 to 459 code for a protein of 152 amino acids. The transcript has 5 exons. Lineage: Eukaryota; Metazoa; Chordata; Actinopteri; Cypriniformes; Cyprinidae. Gene Ontology annotation, molecular function: lipid binding. Gene Ontology annotation, biological process: ubiquinone biosynthetic process.
AUGGAUUAUUUUUUAUGCAUUAGAUCAAAGACAACAGCUGAGUUUCUGAGAGAUGCAGUGGAGAUGAGACUGCGGAUGUUGAUUCCUUAUAUUGACACAUGGCCUCAGGCCAUGAGCAUCCUGCUACUGCCCCACAACAUCCCCGACAGCCUGAAACACCUGUCCACGAUGGUGGAUGACAUCUGGUACUACGCAGGCGAUCGCUCGACGGACGUCAACUGGUACACAAAGCGGGCGGCACUGACAGGGAUCUAUAACACCACAGAGCUGGUGAUGGUACAGGACUCGUCUCCUGACUUCGAAGAGACAUGGGCCUUCCUCGAUAAUCGCAUAAAGGAUGUAGUUAACAUGGCGAACACGGCUAAACAGGUGCAAGCCACAGGAGAAGCCGUGGUUCAAGGACUCAUGGGAGCCGCAAUUACGCUGAAGAACCUAACAGGGAUGAACCAGAGACGAUGAGUUACUUCUGAUGCUCCGGCCUUCAUUUUUUUCACAUCUUUUACUCACUGAGUGACCCCUCGGCCACGCUGCAUGAAUGUCUAAUACCUCAAUCACCCGCUCUAAACCAACUAAACUAUUUGAAGUGAUCACAAUGAAAGUGUUUGUGUUACGAUAGAUGCAGAGAAGGAGCCCGUUUUCCGGCAUUUCUCUGCAUUUGUAAAAAGAACGAAUAUAAAUGUAAAUUGUAUUCGAGAGUCCUAUGUUCAUACGGUUUGUGCCAGACUCACUGGCGAGUCCCUCAUUAAAAGAAAAUA